Lachancea mirantina is the source of this 2205-nucleotide messenger RNA. Lineage: Eukaryota; Fungi; Ascomycota; Saccharomycetes; Saccharomycetales; Saccharomycetaceae. The record is from the annotation of a GenBank genome assembly.
AUGUACGCCGACGAAGUGGGUAUCCCGCAAACCGAUAGAAGGCGUUGGAGGUUGCACAUUGACGAACUCGGUGCAGAGAGAUGGUCCUACUCCAGCUUAGAAGAAACAGCUUCUGAAAACGGUCAAUCAAGCUAUGUCAAAUAUUUGUUGGAGUUACCAGAUUUCCCCGCCCCAAAUCCCAAGAAAUGUCGAAACGAUCCCGAGUUCAGUGCGUUUGACGCUGCUCACAACGGUGCUGCAUUUUUCAGUUUACUUCAGGAAGACUGCGGUGUGUUCCCAUGCCAGUAUAAGGGCCCAAUGUUCAUGAACAUUGGAUACGUAGCAACCUUUUACUGUGCCGGUGUUCCAGUGCCAGAACCUGUGAGAUUAGAAAUGAUUCGGUAUCUUGUUAAUACGUCACAUCCUGUCGACGGUGGAUGGGGACUUCACGAAGUGGACAAAUCAACGGCGUUUGGAACUGUGAUAAACUAUGUGAUUUUGAGGCUACUGGGCCUCCCAAAAGACCAUGUCGUAUGUGAACGGGCGAGAAAAACGCUUCAUAGGUUAGGAGGUGCCAUUGGUGCUCCUCACUGGGGCAAAAUUUGGCUUGCAAUACUAAAUCUUUACGAAUGGGAAGGUGUUAAUCCAGCACCUCCUGAGCUGUGGCUCUUGCCAUAUGCACUACCGCUUCAUCCUGGAAGAUGGUGGGUUCAUACGAGAGCUAUUUACGCUGCAGUGGGUUACCUUUCUGCAGCAAAAUAUAGCUGCGAGCUUACACCAUUGUUGGCUGAGAUCCGUAACGAAAUUUAUGUCAGAAGUUUUGAAUCCAUUGAUUUCAAGAAGCACAGGAAUACCAUUUGUGGCGUCGAUCUUUACUAUCCUCACACCCGUCUAUUGAACACCGUAAACAGCAUGAUGGUCUUUUACGAGCGUUUCGUUAGACCCAAUUGGCUUCUGAAAUACAGCAACAAGAAAGUGUAUGAAAUUAUUCAGAAGGAGAUUCAAAACACUGGGACUCUCUGCAUUGCACCUGUCAAUUUCGCGUUUUGCUCCCUAGUUGUUAUGAUCGAAGAGGGCAAAGACUCCUCUCUCUUCAAACAAAUGCUGGGUAAUUUCAGUGAGGUACUCUUCAUGGGACCCCAAGGUAUCACCGUUAUGGGAACAAACGGGGUACAGGUUUGGGAUUGUGCUUUUGCUGUGCAAUACUAUUUUAUUGCAGGAUUGGCGGAGUUACCAGAGUUCCGUGAUACUAUAAUACGCGCCUACAAAUUUCUUUGCCGGUCUCAAUUUGACACCGAAUGUGAACCUGGUAGCUUUAGAGAUAGGAGAAUUGGCGGCUGGCCAUUCUCAACGAAAACGCAAGGUUAUACCGUUUCCGACUGUACGGCAGAAGCUGUGAAAUCCAUUAUCAUGGUCAGGACGUCUCCCGUUUUUGCAGAUGUCAAAGACCAAAUAUCCGAUGAUCGCCUGUACAAAGCUAUCGACGUUUUGUUAGGUCUUCAAAACGUGGGCUCCUUUGAAUAUGGGUCCUUUGCCGCUUACGAAAAGAUUAAAGCUACACCAUUACUUGAAAAGCUCAAUCCUGCCGAGGUCUUUGGUAAUAUCAUGGUAGAGUUCCCAUAUGUUGAAUGUACGGAUUCUUCUGUUCUGGGAUUAACGUACUUUCAUGCCCAUUACGAAUAUCGUAAAGAUGACAUCGAGCGAGCGAUUGAUCUCGCAAUAAACUAUAUCAAAAACGCUCAAAGGAACGAUGGUAGUUGGUAUGGUUCGUGGGGGAUAUGCUUCACUUAUGCAGGGAUGUUUGCUUUGGAGGCUCUUCGUACAGUGGGGGAGACAUACGAAAACUCUGACACCGUCAAAAAGGGCUGCGACUUUUUGGUGUCGAAGCAGCGAGAUGAUGGAGGGUGGAGCGAGUCCAUGAAGUCAAGCGAACUGCAUGUGUAUGUCGAAGCAGAGAAAUCUUUAGUUGUUCAAACCGCAUGGGCAUUAAUUGGCCUCCUGUUGGCCGACUACCCCAAUAAAACCGUGAUCGAACGGGGUAUCAACCUCUUAAAAGAAAGACAGCUCUCAUCCGGCGAAUGGCGGUUUGAAGAGGUAGAGGGCGUAUUCAAUCAUUCUUGUGCCAUUGAAUACCCAAGUUAUCGAUUCCUGUUCCCUAUAAAAGCGUUAGGACUUUACGCUCGAAAAUAUGAUAAAGAUUCCUCAGAAAUAGACUCUAUUUCGUGA